This is a messenger RNA of Condylura cristata (star-nosed mole), 6229 nucleotides long. RefSeq names its product dedicator of cytokinesis 2 (gene DOCK2). The coding region runs from base 1 to 5736 and encodes 1911 amino acids. The record is from RefSeq and is a predicted model, not a curated record. Gene Ontology annotation, cellular component: plasma membrane; cytoplasm. Gene Ontology annotation, molecular function: guanyl-nucleotide exchange factor activity; small GTPase binding; GTPase activator activity. NCBI's taxonomy places the organism in Eukaryota, Metazoa, Chordata, Mammalia, Eulipotyphla, Talpidae. The transcript is spliced from 55 exons. Gene Ontology annotation, biological process: actin cytoskeleton organization; cell migration; small GTPase-mediated signal transduction.
AUGGAUCAUCCAAGUAAAGGAACUCUCAGACUCAAGGAAUGUGUGGAGGCUAAUCCAUUAAAAGGAUCAUCCCUCAUCUUCAGCCUCUACUCUCAUAUUCACUUCCAGAGAUAUGACUGUCAUCCUAAGGGAUCUGGAGACUUUAAGUUAAAGGAAGUGGGGCCCUGCCUAGUGCCUAGCCACCCCCUGGCUGCUUCCCCACAGAAGGACGCAGUGCUGCAGGCCCCUGGCCCAGCCAUGGCCCCCUGGCGCAAAACUGACAAGGAGCGGCACGGUGUGGCCAUAUACAACUUCCAAGGCAGUGGAGCCCUCCAGCUCUCCCUGCAAAUUGGUGAUGUGGUACGAAUACAAGAGACCUGUGGAGACUGGUAUAGGGGAUACCUCAUAAAGGACAAAAUUUUACAGGGCAUUUUUCCUAAAUCUUUCAUCCACAUCAAGGAAGUGACAAUUGAGAAAAAAAGAAAUAUUGAGAACAUCAUCCCUGCAGAAAUUCCUCUGGCGCAAGAAGUGACAACAACACUUUGGGAAUGGGGCAGCAUCUGGAAACAGCUCUAUGUGGCAAGCAAAAAGGAGCGUUUCCUCCAGGUGCAGUCCAUGAUGUGUGACCUGAUGGAGUGGCGGUCCCAGCUCCUCUCAGGAACUUUGCCCAAAGAUGAGCUGAAGGAACUGAAGCAGAAAGUCACAUCCAAGAUUGACUAUGGCAACAAGAUCCUUGAACUUGAUCUGAUUGUCAGAGAUGAAGAUGGGAAUAUCUUGGACCCUGACAAUACCAGUGUUAUCAGCUUAUUCCAUGCACAUGAAGAAGCAACUGAUAAAAUCACAGAGCGUAUCAAGGAAGAAAUGUGCAAAAACCAGCCAGAUUAUGGAAUGUAUUCCCGAAUUUCCUCAUCUCCUACCCACAGUCUCUAUGUCUUCGUGAGGAAUUUUGUGUGCAGAAUUGGAGAAGAUGCUGAACUCUUUAUGUCUCUCUAUGACCCCAACAAGCAAACUGUCAUAAGUGAGAACUACCUGGUACGAUGGGGCAGCAAAGGCUUCCCAAAGGAAAUUGAGAUGCUUAACAACCUGAAGGUGGUCUUCACGGACCUUGGAAACAAAGACCUCAACAGGGAUAAAAUUUAUUUGAUUUGUCAAAUAGUCCGAGUUGGGAAGAUGGAUCUUAAGGAUGCCAACGCAAAGAAGUUUACCCAAGGACUGAGGCGGCCCUUCGGGGUGGCAGUUAUGGAUAUAACAGAUAUCAUCAAAGGAAAAGCAGAGAGUGACGAAGAAAAGCAGCACUUCAUUCCAUUUCAUCCGGUGACUGCUGAAAAUGACUUCCUACACAGCUUACUGAGCAAAGUUACAGCCUCCAAGGGAGACAGUGGAGGGCAAGGCCUCUGGGUGACCAUGAAGAUGCUCGUGGGUGACAUCAUUCAGAUCCGUAAGGACUAUCCGCAUCUGGUGGACAGGACCACUGUGGUGGCCAGGAAGCUGGGCUUCCCGGAGAUCAUCAUGCCAGGGGAUGUCAGGAAUGACAUCUACAUCACUCUCUUACAAGGCGACUUUGACAAGUACAACAAGACCACACAGAGGAAUGUGGAAGUGAUAAUGUGUGUGUGCACUGAGGAUGGCAAAACACUGCCGAAUGCUAUUUGCGUGGGAGCUGGGGACAAACCCAUGAAUGAAUAUCGGUCUGUUGUGUACUAUCAAGUCAAACAGCCAAGAUGGAUGGAAACUGUCAAGGUGGCUGUCCCUAUUGAAGACAUGCAAAAGAUCCAUCUGCGGUUCAUGUUUCGACAUCGGUCCUCCCUGGAAUCUAAAGACAAAGGAGAAAAGAACUUUGCCAUGUCCUAUGUGAAGCUGAUGAAGGAAGAUGGAACCACUCUGCAAGAUGGAAGCCACGACUUAGUUGUACUAAAGGGGGACAGCAAGAAGAUGGAGGAUUCCAGUGCUUACCUAACCCUUCCGUCUUAUCGACACCACAUGGAAAACAAGGUGGCCACCUUGAGUAGAAGCUCCAGCAGCAUUGGGGGUCUCUCUGUCAGCUCCAGAGAUGUGUUUUCCAUUUCCACCUUGGUGUGUUCCACAAAGCUCACCCAGAACGUGGGCUUGCUGGGUUUGUUGAAGUGGCGUAUGAAACCUGAACUGCUACAGGAAAACUUAGAGAAAAUAAAGAUCGUGGAUGGAGAGGAAGUGGUCAAGUUUCUACAGGAUACUCUGGAUGCCCUCUUCAACAUCAUGAUGGAACAUUCUCAAAGUGAUACAUAUGACAUCCUCGUCUUUGAUGCUUUGAUCUACAUAAUAGGACUCAUUGCUGACCGGAAAUUCCAGCAUUUCAACACUGUUCUGGAGGCCUAUAUUCAACAGCAUUUUAGUGCUACUUUGGCUUACAAAAAAUUGAUGACAGUGCUGAAGACUUACUUGGAUACCUCCAGCAGAGGGGAGCAAUGUGAACCAAUCCUAAGAACUCUGAAAGCUUUAGAAUAUGUGUUCAAGUUCAUUGUUCGGUCGAGGACAUUAUUUUCACAGCUUUAUGAAGGCAAAGAACAGAUGGAGUUUGAAGAAUCCAUGAGAAGGCUCUUUGAAUCCAUCAACAACUUGAUGAAAAGUCAAUAUAAGACAACCAUACUAUUGCAGGUGGCGGCUUUGAAAUACAUACCAUCUGUCCUUCAUGACGUGGAAAUGGUCUUUGAUGCGAAAUUACUCAGCCAACUCCUGUAUGAAUUCUAUACCUGCAUCCCCCCUGUGAAACUCCAGAAGCAGAAAGUCCAGUCUAUGAAUGAGAUAGUCCAGAGCAACCUCUUUAAAAAGCAAGAAUGCCGAGACAUUCUGCUUCCUGUCAUCACCAAAGAAUUGAAGGAGCUGCUGGAACAGACUGACGAGCAGCAACACCAGGUCCAGGAGAAGAGGUAUUGUGUUGAAUUACUCAACAGCAUUUUGGAGGUCCUCAGCUGUCAGGAUGCGGCCUUCACUUACCACCACAUUCAAGAGAUCAUGGUCCAGCUGCUUCGCACAGUGAAUAGGACAGUCAUCACCAUGGGGCGGGAUCACGUUCUGAUUAGUCACUUUGUGGCAUGUAUGACAGCCAUCUUAAACCAGAUGGGUGACCAGCACUAUUCCUUCUAUAUUGAGACCUUCCAGACCAGCUCUGAACUUGUGGACUUCUUGAUGGAGACAUUCAUCAUGUUCAAGGACCUCAUUGGGAAAAAUGUGUAUCCCGGAGAUUGGAUGGCCAUGAGUAUGGUUCAGAACAGGGUCUUCCUGAGAGCUAUCAACAAGUUUGCAGAAAUCAUGAACCAGAAGUUCCUAGAACACAUGAACUUUGAGUUUCAGCUGUGGAACAACUAUUUUCAUCUGGCAGUGGCUUUUAUCACUCAGGAUUCUCUGCAGCUGGAGCAGUUUUCGCAUGCCAAAUACAACAAAAUCCUGAAUAAGUACGGGGACAUGAGACGGCUAAUUGGCUUCUCCAUCCGUGAUAUGUGGUACAAGCUUGGCCAGAACAAGAUCUGCUUUAUCCCAGGCAUGGUGGGCCCUAUAUUAGAGAUGACACUUGUCCCUGAGACUGAGCUCCGGAAAGCCACCAUCCCAAUCUUCUUCGACAUGAUGCUGUGUGAAUAUCAAAGGAGUGGGGAUUUCAAAAAGUUUGAAAACGAAAUCAUCCUCAAGCUGGACCACGAAGUGGAAGGGGGCCGAGGGGACACGCAGUACAUGCAGCUACUGGAGUCCAUCCUGAUGGAGUGUGCUGCAAAGCACCCAACCAUCUCCAAGUCAGUGGAGAGCUUCGUGAGCCUGGUGAAAGGCCUCCUGGAGAAGCUGCUGGAUUACCGGGAUGUGAUGUCGGACGAGAGCAAAGACAACCGCAUGAGCUGCACUGUGAACCUGCUGAAUUUCUACAAAGAUAACAAUCGGGAAGAGAUGUACAUAAGGUACCUAUACAAACUCCGAGAUCUUCACCUGGACUGUGAAAAUUACACAGAGGCUGCCUACACGCUCCUUCUCCAUACUUGGCUUCUCAAGUGGUCUGAUGAGCAGUGUGCAUCACAGGUCAUGCAGACUGGCCAACAGUUCCCCCAAACCCAUCGACAUCUGAAGGAGACCCUCUAUGAGACCAUCAUAGGCUACUUUGACAAAGGAAAGAUGUGGGAAGAAGCCAUCAGCCUGUGCAAGGAGCUGGCAGAACAGUACGAGAUGGAGAUCUUCGACUAUGAGCUGCUGAGCCAGAACCUGAUUCAACAGGCAAAAUUCUACGAGAAUAUCAUGAAAAUCCUCAGGCCCAAACCAGACUACUUCGCUGUCGGGUACUAUGGCCAGGGAUUCCCCACUUUUCUGCGGAACAAAGUGUUCAUCUACAGAGGGAAGGAGUACGAACGAAGAGAAGAUUUCCAGAUGCAGCUGAUGAGCCAGUUCCCCAAUUCAGAGAAGAUGAACACAACCUCCGCACCUGGGGAUGAUGUGAAGAAUGCUCCAGGCCAGUACAUCCAGUGUUUCACUGUCCAGCCAGUGUUGGAUGAACACCCCAUGUUCAAGAAUAAACCAGUGCCUGACCAGAUUAUAAACUUUUACAAAUCCAACUACGUGCAAACAUUCCACUAUUCCCGACCAGUGCGCAAAGGGACCGUCGACCCUGAGAAUGAAUUUGCCUCCAUGUGGAUCGAGAGAACCUCCUUCAUGACUGCCUACAAGCUUCCAGGGAUCUUGCGCUGGUUUGAGGUGGUUCACAUGUCCCAGACCACAAUUAGCCCUCUGGAGAAUGCCAUCGAAACCAUGUCUACAGCCAAUGAGAAGAUUCUGAUGAUGAUAAACCAGUACCAAAAUGAUGAAAGCCUCCCCAUUAAUCCUCUUUCCAUGCUUCUGAAUGGGAUUGUGGACCCUGCUGUCAUGGGGGGCUUCGCCAAGUAUGAGAAGGCCUUCUUCACUGAAGAGUACACCAGGACCCACCCCGAGGACCAGGACAAGCUGAGCCGCCUCAAAGACCUGAUUGCAUGGCAGAUCCCCUUCCUGGGAGCUGGGAUUAAGAUCCAUGAGAAAAGAGUAUCUGAAAAUCUGCGGCCCUUCCAUGACCGGAUGGAAGAAUGUUUCAAGAACUUGAAAGUGAAGGUGGAGAAGGAAUAUGGUGUCCGAGAGAUGCCUGACUUCGAGGAGAGGCGCGUGGGCAUGGGCCGCCCGCGGUCGAUGCUGCGUUCCUACAGGCAGAUGUCCAUCAUCUCUAUGGCAUCCAUGAACUCUGACUGCAGCACCCCCAGCAAGACCACCUCAGAGAGCUUUGACCUGGAUGUAGCAGCUCCCAAGACUCCAAAAGUGGAGUCAGAGGACCCCAUCUCCCCGGGGAGCACACUACCAGAGGUCAAACUACGGCGGUCCAAGAAGAGAGCCAAGAGGAGCAGUGUGGUGUUUGCAGACGAGAAGGCGGCAGCCGAGUCAGACCUGAAGCGACUUUCCAGAAAACAUGAGUUCAUGAGUGACACCAACCUAUCGGAGCACACAACCGUCCCUCCCAGGGCCUCCAUCCUGUCUCAGAUGAGUUUUGCCAGCCAGUCUAUGCCCACCAUCCCAGCCCUUGCGCUCUCCGUAAUAGGUAUGCCUGGCAUGGACGAGGCCAGCUCAUCUUCCCGUCUCAGCCAGACCUUCCUCUCCAUCUCUGAAGGUGACAAGAAGACUCUCAAAAGAAAUAAAGUAAAUCAGUUCUUCAAGACCAUGCUGGCCAGCAAGACUCCUGAAGAAGCUAAGCAGGUGUCUGAGCUGCCACCCACUGACCUGUGAGAUGCUGCUACCAGGGCUGUUUAUGGGAGCCAGGGAGAGAAGUUGCCAGAAGAGGGGAGGCACAGAGAGACAUUGAAGCUUCCAAGAGUUGGGAGGCCCCUCCCAUACCCCUUCACUCAGACAGAGGACACAGAGGGGCUGAUCAAUGUCCCAGAACCUGAGUGUUACCCACCUUAGGGGCUGUGACUGAGGUGGUGAGGACCCUGCACCCCGAUUCUUGCCCACAGGAGGAACCAGCCCGACGACUGUCUCCCAUCUGCUCUCCCCAGCAUCCGAGGCACAUCCUUUUAUAGCCCAAUUUCUUAAGCCUAAAGUGCUGUAUUUUUAUUUCAUGUUCUAAAGGUUUCAAAAACCUUUUAAAUAUUCUUUUAUUUUAUUUUUGGUUAACAGUUUUUAUCCUUUCCAUUUUUUUCAAUACACCAACUAUUCUUUACUCUAGAUGAUUGUCUUCUACAUGUUGUUAUUACUUACUGACAAUAAAAAAAAGUUUCCC